Molecule: messenger RNA, 1038 nt
Organism: Malassezia globosa CBS 7966
Lineage: Eukaryota; Fungi; Basidiomycota; Malasseziomycetes; Malasseziales; Malasseziaceae
Exons: 3
Coding region: 1-1038 (345 amino acids)
Biological process (GO): glycerophospholipid biosynthetic process
Cellular component (GO): mitochondrion
Source: RefSeq, a predicted model, not a curated record
AUGUGGCAUAUGCUUCGGACUAAUAUUCUGCGUUCGCCGCUCAAAUUUUCCAAUGGCCGGCGCCUCAUCACAUCAACACGCUAUCAUGCACCGCUGGCUAUUGCCUUUGACAUUGAUGGUGUGCUAAAGCAAGGACCCAAAGUCUUACCUGAGGCAAUUCGAACCAUCCGCAUCCUGGAAGGAGAGAAUCCCUGGAAGAGGAAAGUGCCGUACCUUUUCAUUACUAACAGUGGUGGGAAGGAUGAAAAGGUGCGUGCAAAUGAUCUCUCGAAUGAUUUUCAAACGCAAGUGUUGCCAAAGCAGGUGGUCCAAGCACACACUGUAAUGCAAUCCUUGGUUGAGACAUACAAAGAUAAGGCCAUCUUGAUGCUCGGUGGGCCUGACUAUCCGCCUGGAUCAUCUCGUCAGGUUCUUGAAGGCUAUGGCUUCACACAAGUUUACACUGCUCAUGAUCUUCAGGCAUUUGCACCACCUUCUUUCCCCUACGGUGAGCCCAAAAAGGACCAAGCGUGUGCCAUUAGGCACGCGGAUUUCUCCAAAGUGUCAUUUGAGGCCAUCUUUAUGCUGCAUGACAGUCGUGAAUGGGGUCGUGAUAUCCAGUACGCGGUCGACCUUAUGCGUUCAGACGGCGGUGUUUUUGGAACUGUGCUUACAAACGAAGAGAUUCGUGCACGUAAGCCGAUACCAAUAUACUUCUCGCACGGCGACUUGUUGUGGGGGAAUGACUUUUCUGUCGCUCGUCUUGGCCAAGGUGCUUUUCGUACAGCUCUUGAAGCCGUCUUUCAUGUGCGUAUCUUAUUAACGACUUACAAACAGCGAGUUACCAAUGGGAUUCAGCUAAAUGCGCACACUUUUGGCAAACCAGAGACUUCAACAUACGAAUACGCCAACGGCCUGCUUCAGGAGUUGCUGCUAUCUGCGUCGGAAGACUCAUGUGCGCAAAUCCCGCCUGAAAACGUUUGGAUGAUCGGUGACAAUCCGUAUUCCGAUAUCCUUGGUACGCAUUACCACAGGCUAAUUAAUGACAGGUGCAAAUAA